Messenger RNA from Oryza sativa Japonica Group (Japanese rice), 2563 nucleotides. The record is from RefSeq and is a predicted model, not a curated record. Lineage: Eukaryota; Viridiplantae; Streptophyta; Magnoliopsida; Poales; Poaceae.
GCGAGCGACGGCAACGGUCGGGGCGGCGCCGGCUAACUACGGGGAGUCUACUUGAGCUACUACCGAGCCUCUCUCCGACGAGGAGCUCGCCAAUUGUUCCGCGUCAUAUCGCCAGCUCUACGGCAUCGCAAAGUUCAUUGAUCGCAAGAUGAACGAUUAUGAGCAGCUCCUCAUCGACCAGUACGUCAAACAGGGCUACGCCGAGGAGGAGACCGAGGCCACCGACGACGACGACGACGACGAGUAGCCUUGCAAUUAAUUGUUGCUCGUUAUUGGAACAGUACUAGUAGUAUUCUUGCGCAAAUGAUUGAUUACUUAAUUUUUCCAUAAUCUGCUUUGUUUUAUGUUCGGUUUCUGUCGAUUCUCAAUUCCCGGUCUGUGUUCGUCUCCACAGAAAUCCAGCAUCUGCUGCAUAUUAUGUCUGUUUUUGCUCAUCUAUUAGUACGUAAGAGUUGUCAAGUUGCAGUUAUGGUGAUAUAUCUCUUCUUUUUACAUCAAAAUCUUCCUCUUUUCAUUGGUUACCACCUCUCAUGUCUCCUAUGUCGAUCUAAACAUUUCUCUGUUGGCUUUCAACAUGAAUUUGUUUUCCUUUGCACGGCACCCAAAGCCACGGGCUUCGUUAUUUUCUCCACUCACUACUUGUUCGUUUAGCAAUUUGUUGUUGAUUCGUGGUAACAAGGAGAGUUUGUGAAUUGUUGCAUGCGCUGGACUAAAUUAUGGACAGUGCUCAAUUCAGUAUUCAGCGCUAACAAGGAACCAACCUGAUGGACCGACCUUCCUCUUAUUUUCUUGGAUAAUUCAACUGUGACGAUGACCUCUCUGUAGAUUCUUUUAAUUUUCAUCAUUGGAUAAUUCAACCGUGGUGAUAGAUUUUCAUCGGAGAAUUAAACUGUGGUGGUGAUCUUCAGCUGUAAAUUUCAAAGUCAAACAGGCAGAAUUUUCAGACACAUUUGUUGGAAUGGAGUAUAUAUUUGUUGGAGCUGAGCAGAGGCAGCAAUGGGGGGAGAGGUGGUGCGUCACUGGAACGCUGACGUGAACGGCAUCUCCCUCCACGUCGCCGAGCAGGGCCCCGCCGACGGCCCGCCGGUGCUCCUCAUCCAUGGCUUCCCGGAGCUCUGGCUGUCGUGGCGCCACCAGAUGGCCGCCCUCGCCGCCCGCGGCUUCCGCGCCCUCGCCCCCGACCUCCGCGGCUACGGCGACUCCACCGUCCCCGACGACCCCGCCGCCUACACCGUCUUCCACAUCGUCGGAGACCUCGUCGCCCUCCUCGAUCACCUCGCCCUCCCCAAGGUGAUGGUGGUGGGGCACGACUUGGGAGCUCAGGUGGCGUGGCAUCUCUGCCUCUUCCGCCCGGACAUGCUGCUCGCCGUCGUCAACCUCGGCGUCCCCUUCUUCCCCCGGGGGCCUAGCUCGCUCUCGGAGGCAUUCGCAGGGCGCGAUGGCCUCUACAUCAUGCAGUUCCAGGAACCAGGGAGAGCUGAAAGAGCAUUUGCCCGUUAUGAUGUUGCAACUGUCCUGAAAAAGUUCUUCUCCAUUGAAAUCGAUGACCUCACCGCACCCCCUGGAGUGGAGAUCAUAGACUUUCUUGAGGCACGUUCGACACCGCUUCCAUGGAUCUCCGAGGAAGAACUUGGCCAGUACGCGGAAAAGUUUCAGAAGUCUGGGUUCACAGGACCCAUCAACUACUACCGCAUGAUGGACACGAAUUGGAGGCUUACUGCACCCUGGCAAAACGCGAAAAUUAUGGUGCCUACAAAGUUCAUUUGUGGUGACAAGGACACUGGUCUCAAGUCCUUUGGAACUGAGCACUUUGUCAAGAGCGGUGCUUUCAAGUCCGUCGUUCCAAAUCUUGAGGUUGUCAUCAUUGAAGGUCACCAUUUCAUCCAGCAAGAGCAGGCCGAGAGAGUGAAUUCGGAGAUAUUGUCCUACUUCGAUAAGUUCACUGGUGAGAAGGCAUGAACACUCUGUUCACCCAAACCAUGCACCAGAAGAUAAAUUAUAUGAUAUACUGUAGGAUGCUUUGAGAUUUCUAGGAGCUCUUCUCUCUUUGUUUUUUUCCUGAACUGAAAAUGGUGGAGCUCAAAAUACCCUGCCCUGUACUUGAAUAAAUGUUAGAGCUAGCCAUUUGCUGCCUUGGAUAAAUAAUGUAUAGGUUGUUGUUAAGUCCUAUAAUAUAUUUUACAAUUCAUAUGCUUCAAGUUUUGUUCUCCAAGUUAAUCCUCCGAUCCAUGGCAGAAGAAGCGAGGAACCUGACGAUUGUAAAAAUGUAUGAUCCAUUGGGUCAAAGCUUGCAACGUAGUAAUGCAGAUAGUCAGUAACCAGUGGAAUACUGAAACAGUUCGUCCAUGCUCUUGCUUUUAUGGGUUUGCUGGAUUCAUGAAAUCAGAGGGUGACUAGAGUGUGCAAGAUAUCUCCUAUACAAUUAUCUGAAGUUGUCUGGUGUGCAGUUCAUGCAUGGCUCCAAUCUUCUGUACGAUGAAUACAUGUAACUUCAUUUCUUUUUGAGAAGAUGAACACUUGUAACUUUGAAGUUUGCCAUGUGAUUAUGAUUAUCUACAGAUCA